AUGUUGGAGACGAAAAUAGGAAACGUCGCAAAGAUUGACUUAUUACUCAAUCAGGCCCUAAUUAGAUCUAUUUCCUCCCGGCCUUCUCUCUCAAACUCUCCCCCUCUCCAUCUCCUCCGAUCUGCCCUCGCCGUUGCCGUCGCCGACCGCCGCCCACCGCCGCCGUCUGCUGCUGAGCCGUCGCCGACAUCCGCCCGCCCGCCGCCGCCGUAUGCUGCUCACCCGUCGCCGACAUCCGUUCGCCCGCCGUCAUCCAGCCGUUGCCCCCAAUCUCCGCUGCCGAUCCUUUGCCGUCGCAGCCGUCCGCCGCCAGCCCUCCGCCGUUGCCGACAGCCCUCCGCCGUCCGCCGCCAGCCCUCUGCCGCUACUCCUCCUAUUUCAAGCAUUGAUGCGUUGAGGGAAACCGGACCAUCUAUUAGUGAGGAAGGAGAGACAGAGCCGUAUAACGGGACAGCAACUCCUGAACAACUUCUCAUUUCGGCUGAUUUGGAGCGAGUUUAUGACGAGACCAUGCGUGAUGGAAGUGACGAAAGCACGGCCAACUCGACUGCAAUUGAAAAGGUUUUGGGAAAGAGUAAAGGCCUUGGAAUUAAAAGUUCAAGCACAAGGAUUGGAAAGUCGAGAUUUUCUUCGACUCCAUCAGACGUGGAGAUUCAACUGGAGAUUCAAAUGAAGGCAAUGCAAGAACAAAUGCAAAUGAAAGACGAACAAGUGAAUCGAUUGGAACAACAAUUGAACGAAAACCGAGAAACAAAUAAAGUUAAAGAUGAAAAAGUUGAUCGAUUAGAACAGCAAUUGCAGGAAACCCGAGCUCUUUUGAACAACUUGCUCGAGCGUUUUAAUGGUGGAGUAUAAAAACGAGAUGAAAUUAGUGUGCCUCUUGAACUAAUACAUUUAUGGUUUCAAGUUUUUAUGUAAUUUUUGAAUUGAUGUU
Erythranthe guttata (spotted monkey flower) is the source of this 934-nucleotide messenger RNA. The record is from RefSeq and is a predicted model, not a curated record. Lineage: Eukaryota; Viridiplantae; Streptophyta; Magnoliopsida; Lamiales; Phrymaceae.